AUGGAGCGCCUGCAGCGUGUCGGUGCCCGCCCCGGCCCCAACCUCGCCCCCGAUGCACCCACGUCCACGUCGGAGCUGCCAAAGCCAACAUUCCAGCCCGGCAGCAGCAUCUACGAGAUGGAUUCCAGCGGCCGGCUGCACCGCUUCCAGUGCGGCCGUGUGCUCGGCCGCGGCGGCUUCGCCAAGUGCUACGAGGUGUCAGACGAGACCGGCACCUACGCGCUCAAGGCCGUCAACCGCGCGUCGCUGGAGAAGCCUAAGACACUGCAGAAGCUGCACAGUGAAAUCAGCAUCCACCGCCGCAUGAAGCACAAGCACGUCGUCGAGUUUCUACGCACCUUCCGCGACCGCUACUACGUGUAUAUGCUGUUGGAGAAGUGCGACCACGGCACGCUGAUGGACCUGCUCAAGGUGCGUCGCUUCACCGUGGCGGAGACGCAGUACGUGAUGCUGCAGUGCCUGUCAGCACUGCAGUACAUGCACAGCGAGUGCGUCAUCCACCGCGACCUGAAGCCCGGCAACAUCAUGCUGGACAGAGAGCUCAACAUCAAAAUUGGCGACUUCGGCCUCGCCGCAGAGCUGCAAUACGACGGCGAGCGCAAGCGCACUAUCUGCGGCACGCCAAACUACAUCGCCCCUGAGAUCAUCGACCACAAGAGCCACGGCCACAGCUACGAAGUGGACACGUGGUCGCUCGGCGUCAUUCUGUACACGCUGCUGGUGGGUCAGCCGCCGUUCCAGAUGGAGGAUGUGGAGUCGACAUACAAGCGCAUCCGCCAGUGCCGCUACGACUUCCCCGCCAGCGUGCCGGACAACGCGCGUGAUCUCAUCACCCAGAUCCUGCAGAGCAGCCCGGCCCACCGCCCCACCCUGAUGGACAUCCGCCAGCACUCCUUCUUCUCGUCGUCGCCACCGCCGCCGCUGACACCGCCGGCGUCGCUUGCGUCCUUUGGCCUGCCGGUUCCCGGCGCCACCGCGUCCGCACCGAUGACGACGACCGCAGCAGUCACCACCACGCGCUGCGCGCGCCGCGGGCCGGUAGUGGACAUGCAUCACCCGCUGCCAGCGCCAUAUGGCAAGGACCUGUUGGGUGCUCCCGCACAGCGUGAGGUGCUGCGGCCCAUCAACGCCAACGUGCCACCGCCACACGGCGCGCCGACGUCGCCACGCCACCUCGCAAACCUCAAGCAGCAGCAGGUGACGCCGACCCCGACGCUCCCUGGCAUCGACGCGCACGCGCGCGGCGAGAUUCCACGCAGUGCACCUGCGACAGCAGUGGUGCCGCUCUCGGGCCGCUGCCCCGCGUCGCCGCAGCAGCAACGCCGCGACGACGCCAACGCAGACGAGGAGGAGAAGCAGCAGCUGACGGCGCUGCACGACCACCUGCACCAGACCUUGUGCGGCGACGCCACCGCCGCCGAUGCUGCCGACAGCGAGGCGCCGCCGCCGCCGGUGUGGGUCACCCAAUGUGCCGAUUUCUCGUCCAAGUACGGCAUGGCGUACCGCCUCAGCACCGGCCAGACCGGCGCGCACUUCAACGACUCCACCAAGAUCGUCUGGGAGCCCAUCACGGACCGCGUGGAAUAUUAUGCGCGCGUCAAGAUCGAGAUGCCGGCACGCGACGGCGGCACCGGACUCUUCGCGAAGGACGAGCUGCAGGUAUUCAGCAUGCACAGCUACCCGCCGGAGCUGGAGAAGAAGGUGACACUAACCAAGUACUUCAAGACCUACCUCAGCCGCGUGCAGAGCUCGCCGGACAGGGUAGCGGUGGUGGCGUGCUCACCCUUCCUGCCGGUGGCACCGCCACGCUGCACCGACCCACACACGUCCAGCGACUUUGUGUACGUCAAGCGCUGGCUGCGCGUGGACAGUGCGCUCGUGUUCCGGCUGUCAAACAAGACGGUGCAGGUGUGCUUCGAGGACGGCGCCGAGAUCAUCCUGAGCUCGGAGUGGCGCGUGGUGACCUACACGACACCGUCGGGUCGUCGCCGCACGCUGCCGCUGAGCGUGGUGGCGACGGAGUGGGAGGAAGCGGCGGAACGGCUGCGUAGCACCAAGAGCGUAUUGUAUCAGGUCAUCCGCGAUCAUUGCCUGUAG
Messenger RNA from Leishmania braziliensis MHOM/BR/75/M2904, 2097 nucleotides. RefSeq names its product putative protein kinase. Gene Ontology annotation, molecular function: protein kinase activity; protein binding; ATP binding. The record is from RefSeq and is a predicted model, not a curated record. Gene Ontology annotation, biological process: mitotic cell cycle; protein phosphorylation; regulation of cytokinesis. The coding region runs from base 1 to 2097 and encodes 698 amino acids. Gene Ontology annotation, cellular component: nucleus; cytoplasm; spindle pole. Lineage: Eukaryota; Euglenozoa; Kinetoplastea; Trypanosomatida; Trypanosomatidae. The transcript has a single exon.